AUGAAAACAUGUUACUAUGAGCUUCUAGGAGUUGAUACUGCUGCAUUAGAAGCAGAUCUCAAGAAGGCUUAUAGGAAGAAGGCUCUUCAGUUGCAUCCCGAUAAGAACCCAGGGAAUGUAGAGGAAGCCACUGCACAGUUCAAUCUUGUACGGGCAGCUUAUGAGGUGCUCAGUGAUCCUCAAGAACGAGCGUGGUAUGAUUCGCAUAAGAACCAGAUCUUAAGAGACGAUGAUGACAUAGGCUUAGACGGAAAUAACUAUGAUGGUGAUGAGAUGGUGAUACCUCUGAUUUCUGUGGAAGAUAUCUAUCGAUACUUCAACCCAAGCAUGUACACUACGUUUGAUGAUUCUAGUCAUGGGUUCUACAGCAUAGUCAAUCUUUUGUUUGAGAGAUUGGCUCGGGAAGAGGUUCAACAUGGUAAGUACCAGAACCUACCCAAAUACGACAGAUACAAGGAUGAUGACUCUACUGCCAAUGUGACGAGUCGCGAGUUCUUACUCUUCCCCCGAUUUGGUAACAGUAAUUGCGAAUUCGUAGAGGUUAAGGAUUUUUACGGCGCAUGGGGAAAUUUUCAAACGGUCAAGACAUUCAAUUGGAUGGACGAGUAUCGGUAUUCGCAUGCGCCCGAUCGUCGCACCAGACGGCUAAUGGAGCGGGAGAAUAAGAAGCUUCGAGACGGGGCGAGGAAGGAAUACAACGAGACCAUCCGGAAAUUUGUAGCGUUUGUGAAGAAGAGAGAUCCUCGGUACAACGAUGGGUUGAAGAAUUGGGAGAAACAGAAACGAUUGCAACGUCAACAGGAGAUUGAAAAACAACUACUCCAACAACACCAAGCCAACUUGGAGACGUUGGCGCGGAAAAACAACUAUGAGGUCCAGGACUGGCAACAGUUGUCGGCCAAAGAGGUUGAGGAGUUGGAAGUGUUGCUUCAAGAGGAAUAUGCUUCUGUAGACACUGAUCUGGAGUUCGCUGAUAGCAAUGACGAAGGGGACCUGGCCACCGAAGAAGAGAACAUUUUUGAGUGUAUCAUAUGUAACAAGUCGUUCAAGAUGGAACGCCAGUUUGAGGUACAUGAGAACUCCAAUAAGCAUAAGAAGUUGGUGAAGAAGUUGAAGUGGGAAAUGAGGAAGGAGGGAAUCGAACUUGGCAUUGAUAAGGACGACAUUGAUUUGGACGAGUUUGAGACAGCGGAGGAGGAUAAUGAUUAUGAUAGUGAAGAGAAGAAUCAUGGUGAUAGUGAAGAGGAGGAAGAAGAUGCGCAUGUUAAGACUCAAGAUGAAGGUCUUACAUGGGAUAUUCAUGAAGAACAUACCAGUAGGCUUGAAUACGAGGUUGAUGACGUUAUUGACUCAGAUAUAGAAGUAGAACAAAGCUCGUUUGUUCAUACACCAAAGCCAAAGAAGAACAAAAAGAAACCAAUUCCCGAAAUGGAUCUUGGUCUUGAAGAAGUUGAUGAUGAAUUGAUCAAAUUGGCCAAGGGAAUGAAAUUGGAAUCUGAUGAUGAUGAGGACUGGAGUGUCGGAUCCAACAAGAGGAAAGUUAAGAAGAAGAGGACACCUAAGGAGUCAAGUACAAGUACAAGAGAAGCUACACCACUUGAAGCUGAGUCUAAAAUUGAUAUUACUGUAUCUAACGGUGCUGAACUAUGUGCGAUAUGUAAACAGGUGUUUGCUUCAAGAAACAAGUUGUUUCGCCAUGUUAAGGAAACAGGACAUGCUGCUCCUCCCCGCGAAGUACAAGGCAAGAAGAAAGGUAAAGGGAAGAAGAGUCGGUGA
Molecule: messenger RNA, 1776 nt
Organism: Lizanozyma spartinae
Lineage: Eukaryota; Fungi; Ascomycota; Pichiomycetes; Serinales; Debaryomycetaceae
Exons: 1
Coding region: 1-1776 (591 amino acids)
Cellular component (GO): cytoplasm
Source: RefSeq, a predicted model, not a curated record